AUGCCGUCCGCUACCUCGACACAGCUUUCUCAAUAUGUAUUUAGCAACGUUGGACCCAUGACCACUGUUUGGACACCGCCAGCAUCGUGUGCCACGCUGUCGCCCCAGCUCUAUAUCGCAUACAACGACUCUGGCCUCGUAUGGCCCCAAUGGGCUCAAAAAUGCGAAACCCGUAAUUAUGGAGACUGCUACCCUUCUGGCAAGGCCAUUGACACUGCAUGGUCUUCCGCCUUCAGUGCCAGCAACCUCGCCAAUGCAGGGACCAUCUACUACUUUUCACCAGCAAGCGCUUGCCCACAGGGUUACACGACUGCUGGGGUGGCCGCCAAGAACGGUGCUGGAGAUGUCAGCUCCUCUGGUGCGUUUGUGCCUCCGGUCGUCACCGACCCUUGGUACCAGGAUAUGCUGUCAUCGAACCCACCAAACAAUGUUUUGAUGGAGGCCCUCGGGGAUGGGGAAACGGCUGUUGUAUGCUGUCCCGAGGGAUACACAGCAGACGUCAUGGGCGGGGGUCGCUGCUACUCGAAUGUGCCUUCGUCACUCUUUGGAGAUCCGAUGACGGGGUGCAACUACGCGCAGUUGGCUACCGAGGACAAGUAUUACACAUUUGCGAACGCCACGUUCACUUACAACAACACAAUUGUUACCGCUGAGGUUCUUACUUACACUGGAACAUAUCCGCCGGACGACAGUUACUCGACUACCACAACGAUUUUCGACCGUGACCGUGACUACACGGACAUGUACGCUCCUAUCGCAGCAAGAGAAGGUGUUACCUUGGUGUACAGAGCGUCUGAUGUCACGGGCUCUACGACAGGCAGUGGCGCGGCUGGUCCCACGGAGACAGGCUCGAGCAGUGCCGCUGGCUUGAGAGUCACAACCUCUGGUGGCAGAGUCGGAAUGGUUGCCGCUGCUUGGACAUUCGCCGCCAUUGUGGGUGUAAUGUUAGGUAUGCCUUUUUGA
This is a messenger RNA of Colletotrichum gloeosporioides, 963 nucleotides long. RefSeq lists its product as uncharacterized. The record is from RefSeq and is a predicted model, not a curated record. The transcript is spliced from 2 exons. Lineage: Eukaryota; Fungi; Ascomycota; Sordariomycetes; Glomerellales; Glomerellaceae. Bases 1 to 963 code for a protein of 320 amino acids.